UUAGUCUUGCACCAAUCUUCAUGCCUGGCAACUAACAAAAUCCACCCGGGGGAGCUGCUCUUCCCCAGCACAGACUUGGAUAUUUACUGCUUUUGGGGCUGGGGAUCUUUUCUGAUCUACUAUAUAUAUUUUGGACGCUGGACGCCAUGUUGUGGAAACUAGCAGAUAAUGUCAAAUAUGAAGAGGACUGCGAGGACCGGCACGACGGGAGCAGCAAUGGGAACCCCAGGCUCCCCCACCUUUCCGCCGUCAGCCAGCACUUGUACAGCCCGGCUCCCCAGCUCUCCCAUUCCGGGACGUCCGACUUCCAGCCCCCCUACUUCCCACCCCCCUACCAGCCUCUGCCUUACUCCCAGUCCAGCGAUCCCUACUCCCACCUCGGGGACCCCUUCUCCAUUAACCCGCUCCACCAGCCUCCUCCCCCGCCGCCUAGCCAGCAGCAGGCUGCCUGGCCCAGCCGGCAAAGCCAGGAUCCCACCGGCCUGAUCCAUCACGCCAGGCCCGGCCUGGUCCCUCAUCUCUCGGCGCUGGACAGCGGCUCGGCCGGGGGCAGGAGGGAAACCUACAGGCGCUCCGAGCUCCUCCUGCCCCACGGACACGGGCUGGACGCUUCCACGCUGGCCGAGAACCUGGGGCUGCACGAGAUGGCUCAUCAGAUGGAGGAGGUGCCGAAUGUGGAAGAUCAACACUUAUUAAUGCAUGACCAGACAGUCAUUAGAAAAGGUCCCAUUUCAUUAACAAAAAACAACUCGCUGAGUCUCCCCUGCCAGAAGGAUGGAUUAAUUGGAGUGGUGAUAAAUCCCAAUGAAGUGUUUUGUUCUGUUCCGGGGAGACUUUCUCUGCUGAGUUCCACAUCUAAAUAUAAAGUGACAGUAGCAGAGGUUCAGAGAAGGCUCUCACCUCCAGAAUGUCUAAAUGCCUCCUUGCUAGGAGGAGUACUCAGAAGAGCCAAAUCUAAAAAUGGUGGCAGAUCAUUAAGGGAAAAACUGGAUAAAAUUGGCUUGAAUCUUCCAGCUGGUAGAAGGAAAGCUGCAAAUGUGACAUUAUUGACAUCUUUGGUGGAAGGUGAAGCUGUACAUCUUGCUCGUGACUUUGGUUAUGUAUGUGAGACAGAGUUUCCUUCCAAAGCAGUGGCUGAAUAUUUAACCAGACCACACUUGGGCCGUAAUGAGAUGGCUAACAGGAAAAAUAUGCUUCUUGCUGCAAAGCAGAUAUGUAAGGAAUUCACAGACCUCCUCACUCAGGAUAGAACUCCUCUUGGAAACACUAGACCUAGUCCAAUCUUGGACCCUGGCAUCCAGGGCUGUUUGACUCAUUUUAGCCUGAUCACGCAUGGCUUUGGGAGUGCUGCCAUCUGUGCUGCCAUGACUUCCGUCCAGAACUACCUAAAUGAAGCAUUAAAAAUAGCAGACAAAACAUAUAUGAACACUGGCGACCAAAGUCCUGCAGAAACCAACAAAAACAUUGAUAAAAUGGAUAAGCACAGGAAGUAAAAUGAGGGAAACCAGACUUUCAAACUGUUCCUCCAAAACACAGACUGGGAUCUUCUUGCCUACGGGGCAUGUAGAAAUUUGGUUACUUUUCCUUCCCCUCUCUCUCUUUAAAACAACAAAACAUCUUAUUCAGGAUCUUCACUCCCUCUGGAUCUGUAAGACAAGUCUUUCUAAAGCUGCAGUACCUCCCUUAACUGUGGAAUCCGUUACCAGAAGAUAAGUACUGGUGAAGUGUAUUAAAAUCCUUUGCUGUUAAAGUGGUGCUAUAAAGUCUUUGGUGGAAAUAUACUAAGAGAGAUGUAGAGUUUUCAAACAUCUAAAUAUCUAGUGGUGACAAGCUACCGUGUAUAUUUUUUGAGAUAUAGAUUUUGGAUGGGAUACUCUUCAUUAUCUGGAAAAACGUCAGGUUUUUAGUUUUUAAAGCCAACAAUAACUAUAAUGCAGUAUUAAACAAGGUAUUUAGAUUUAUGUGCAUGGUGUAUUUUAUAAACACAUGACAAACACCAAGAUCAUUCUGUUUUGCUUUAUUUUCAGAUGACCGUAGGGAAAAACUGAUAUCAGCGUAAAUGAAAGAGCUAUUUGAUGCAUUUGACAUGCUUAUUUUAAUUCUUAUUUUUUAUGGAAAUAUCCAGGCUUUUAAAAAUUGCAGUUGCCCACAGUGGAAAUUAUCUUUUUUAUUUU
Molecule: messenger RNA, 2174 nt
Organism: Mauremys mutica (yellowpond turtle)
Lineage: Eukaryota; Metazoa; Chordata; Testudines; Geoemydidae
Gene: TFAP2C
Product: transcription factor AP-2 gamma
Exons: 7
Coding region: 147-1493 (448 amino acids)
Biological process (GO): regulation of transcription by RNA polymerase II; regulation of cell population proliferation; anatomical structure development
Cellular component (GO): nucleus
Molecular function (GO): DNA-binding transcription factor activity, RNA polymerase II-specific; RNA polymerase II transcription regulatory region sequence-specific DNA binding
Source: RefSeq, a predicted model, not a curated record